Molecule: messenger RNA, 734 nt
Organism: Brassica rapa (field mustard)
Lineage: Eukaryota; Viridiplantae; Streptophyta; Magnoliopsida; Brassicales; Brassicaceae
Product: 50S ribosomal protein L31, chloroplastic
Biological process (GO): translation
Cellular component (GO): ribosome
Molecular function (GO): structural constituent of ribosome
Source: RefSeq, a predicted model, not a curated record
AAACACAUUAGUGUUCAAGGGUUAGAAACGUAAUUAAGCCUCAUCCCUACUCCUCCUUGCCUUAUCUAUCAUUAGAUGCUUCUUCUUCACCAGUGAAAAGGAGAUAGAGAUUGUGGCCAAAGCGAUUAAAAAAAAUGGCGGUUUCUCUCCCGAACUCGUUCCUCCAGAUCAACCCAUGUGCUCCUUCUCUGGUAAUUAGAAAGCCGGUUAAGGCGGCAGCGAUUGCCGCCAAAAGAGGAAAUAAACCGGCGGGAAGCAGUCCUUCGGUGGUUCAAAUAACGUGCAGGAAGAAGGAUUUGCACCCCGAGUUUCACGAGGACGCCAAGGUCUACUGCAACGGGGAGCUCGUGAUGACCACGGGAGGGACCAAGAAAGAGUAUGUGGUCGAUGUUUGGUCCGGUAACCACCCGUUUUACCUCGGGAACAGGUCGGCUCUGAUGGUUGAUGCUGAUCAGGUUGAGAAGUUCCGUAAGAGGUUCGCGGGGCUGUCGGAGAUUAUGGAGAUUCCGGUUCUGAAAGGAGAGAUCGUGUUGCCGACCAAGAAGAACAAAGGUGCUGGUAAAGGGAAGAAGAAAUGAUGAGACUUUACAAUGUCUCUUUUUUUUUGUUUAUUGAAUCAAAAGUUGACUGCUUUGGCUGUUGAGUGUUGUAUGUUAUACAUUUCUUCUGAAUGCAAAUGAUUAUGCUUUAUGUGGUUAUUGCUGUUGUUGUUAUUGAUGUCUAGUGUUUGAUGA